Paramecium pentaurelia is the source of this 14422-nucleotide messenger RNA. The record is from the annotation of a GenBank genome assembly. Lineage: Eukaryota; Ciliophora; Oligohymenophorea; Peniculida; Parameciidae.
AUGCCACCGGGUUAAUUGUAAAUCAUUAUCUGAUAAAUUUUAGGCAAAAGAACAAACAAUAAUAAAGAUCUGUGCUGACAUCUUAAAAAUUAGAAUUAUUAAACGAGAAUCGUAAGCUACUUAGCCACAUUUUCAAUAUGGGAAAUUCGCAUGCAUAGCACAACCUGCAUAGAGCUAUGCUUAGGUAAUUAUUUUGUUUAAUAAUCUUGAUAGAAUGAGAGCAGCAAUGAUUGAGAAAAAAAUUGACGUCUCUAAGAUAUCCAAAAAAAUUAAAGGAAAAAUUGUUUCUUAACUAUUGAGAUAUGAAAGCCAUACAUCUCUUCAUGAAGCAUUUUUUAGGUAUAAUAAUUAAUUAUCAGUAAGAUGGAAAGUACGAGCCGACCCUGAAAUCGUUAAGAAAGCAGUUGAUUAGAUUCUACUCAACUCUAGAUUAAACGAAUUCAAUGCUUUUCAUAAGUUGAAAAAUCUUAUAGGGUAUGAAUUAUAAGAUGUGUUUUAGUCUAAAAGAUCCUUAGAAAAAAAUGAAUGCAAAAAAAAGAAAAAAUAUGUGCUUAAUAAAUUUAGCACUUUUCCUUUAAAAGAAAGACUUUUAACUAAAAACUGCAGCUAUCUCUGCCUUAAAACCAAAAAAUUAAGAUUCAGAUAAAAUGUUAGGUUUGCUUUUAUGGAGUAUAAGUUCUAAACAUAGAGAAAGAUAUUUAAGAGAGAAAUUUAAUUGGUGGAGACUGUUUUCAAAGGUAAAAUCUGAUAAAUUGUAAAAAUAAUUGAAAGCUUUAGAGAGAUUAGGAGAUGAGUAUAAUAUGAGAAAUGAUCGAUUAGAUAGAUAAAGACUUAAAGAGGUAUGAAUAAUAGAUUAUUGAUAGGCUUUUGAAAAAUGGAGAGGAGAUUUAAUGAAUUUUAGACUCAAAAAAAAGUUCUUUUCUGUAUUAUUAAAGACAACAUUUGGUCGAUUAUAAAGAUGUUAUACAAGAUGGGUUGAUCUGCCUGACAAAAGGGAAAAUGACAUGAAGAAAUAAGGAAUGUUAUUAAUAACUAAAUUAUCAAAUAAAGCUGACUAAAAUAAACGACUAGUUUGGAAUUCUUUUAAGACCAUUGAUGAUGAUGCCAAAAAUAAGAAAACCAAAGUCAUCAGAGAAUUAAUUGAAGUUACUUUUAAUCAAUCCUAUACAGCUUUUUAUAAAUGGGCAAAUUAUAAUACGUAUGCCAAACUAACUGAAACCAACUUAAAAAAAAUUAAAGCCUUAUAAGCUAGUGCAAAUGUGACUUAAUAGUUAGUAAAGUUGGAAACAUUUAAACUAUUCGGAUUAAGUUAAAAGGCUGAAAUAUGUUCAUUUCUAAAUAAAUUAAUAUUAAAGAUACAAUAAAGACAAAAAAUGGAUGCUCUAAGAUAAAUCGAAAAUGUGUCUAUGUAAAAAAAAAUGCAGGAGAAAUUAGAUAACAUAAAUAAAUAAGAAAUUAUUUCAAGAUUAGGGGAUACAGCCAAUAAAACAGAAAAAGGAUUGCUUAGAUAAGUUUUAAGAAAAUUUGCAUUAAUGAGAGAACAAUCAGAAAUUAAGAAUAAAUACUUUGGUAGAAUUAUUUUAACAACAAGCGGAAUGGCUAUGGAUGCAUUUCGUAGAUGGAAAUAGUUACCUGACCCUUCUGAAUAACAAAUGCUACAAAAUGUUUCAAAAUUCUAACUUAGACUUCAAUUCCUUUUUAAAUAGAGAGUAAAAUAAUCUUUUGAUCCAUUAAAAGAAGUGUAUUAUUAAGGUAUCUAAUGUAAAAGAUUGUGUGUUAAAUAAAUGUUGGUUAAAUAAUUAAGUGCCCCAUAAAGAUUUUUACGUUAAUGGUAAUCCAUGAACAAAAUUUAUAAAUCUGUUAUAGCGUGUUAAAAAACAAAUAACUUUUUUGAUUCUUUAUAAGAAGUUUUGAGAAAUAACAUUAGAGCAUUUUUAUAUACAAGAAAGGAUGCAGAGGCUAAAGAAAGGUGUUUAGUAAAGUUAAUGUCUUCAUUUACGAAUAAUUUGAUGAUAGCAUUUCUAAAAUGGAAAAAUUACAAUAAAUAAUAAAAGAUUUCAGAAAAAUUGGGAGAUGAAAAAAAAAGAUUUAUGUUAAUUAACCUUCAAAGAUUUAUUAAAAAUGAUAAUUUGAAUAGAUUAAGAAGGAUCUUAAGGCUCUUCUACAAUGAGUAACAAGUAAAUUAGUUGAUUAAGAAAAUACAUCUUCGAGUUCUUCAAACAUAAAUAGGAUAAGUUGAAUUAUCAUUUUAAAAAUGGAAGUCAUUACCUGGAGAUGAAGCUUUGAAAAAUUAGGCUAAAGUAAGUAAAUUUGCUAUUUCUCUUGGUAAAAUUGCUUAUAGAUUUAUUAAAUUAAAUUCCUGGGAUUAACUAGAAAAUGAAUUAUUGGAUGGGUAGGCCAAAAAAAAAUUUUGCAUCAAUAAAAUAAUUGCUGUUACCCAAAGUGACUUAAAAAAAGCAUUUUUAUUGUGGCAUCGAAAAGCUUGGGAGAUGAAAAUGUUUGAUAAGUUUUCUUAACUUAAUGUUACUUUAAAUGAUUAGAUAGUCAAAUAAAAAUUGAUUGGAUGGAUAAAUGCAGGAUCUAAAGUAAAGUUUCAUGCGUUAACUGAAGUAUUAAGAAGAUUUAAUAAAAAUGCUGUUGAAUAAAAUCUCAAAAGAAAAGCUUUAGCAAUUAUAAAUAGAAAUACAAUAUCUUAAGUUUGGCUGUCAUUUAAUAGAUGGAAGUAGUUACCCGAAGAUAAUAAUGAACUUUAAGUUAAAGCAAGUGUUUUUGAAAAAUCACUAAAUAAAUAUAUAAUUCAUAUGGCAAGAAAAUGCACAUGGAAUCCAUUAUAAGAAGCAUACGAUGAUGCGUUGGCUAUUAAGAAAAGAGCAGUUUUACUAAUGAUAAAAACUUAAGAAUCAGAAUAAUAAAGAACAUUGGAUUAAUGGAACAAAAAUGUUUAAUUAAUUAAAGAAGUUGAGAAAUGUAAAUUUGUUAUCAAUCUUUUUGGAUUUUUAGGAUUGCAUAUUAAAAACAACAUUGCACCUUUGAAACCAGAUGAAGAAUCAUAAAAGAAAGAAAAAGCAUUGCUUAGACUUAUUGGUAACUUUGAUAGCAACUUAAGAUAUUUCUUUAUGAAAUGGUAUAAUGAUGGAAAAUUGUUGAAAUUAUAGGGAGCUAUGAAUGAAGAGAAGAAGAAAUUGUUAUUAGAAGCUAUCAAUAAUUUCUCAAAGAAUAAUGACUUUGCAAAAUUGAGGGCAAUACUUGCUAAAUUCAAAAGAAAUUCAAGCGUCACUGCUGUUCAAGAUAGAUUCUUUGCUAAAUUGUUUGCAACAUAAUUUGGAGGUGCUAUUGUGGCUUUCUAAAAAUGGAAGAAUUUACCUGAACCAGUCAACACUGAAUAAUUAAAGAAUGCAAGAAAAUUUGAGAGAACAUUAGACAUUCUUUUCCACACUCACUUAAAGGUGUCAUUUGACCCAUUAAAAGAAGAUUAUAUGGAUGCUUAAAAUAUAAAGAGAAUGUGUUUAAGAAAGAUUUUUGAGAAGAGUAUGAGUGCUCAUAAAAGAUUAUUCUUACUUUGGGCAUAAUAAAAUAGAUAAGCUAAAUAAAUUGAAUUGUGCAAAUUAACUACAAGUUUAUUUGUAGGCUUAGCUUAAAUUGUCACUGCCAAUGUUCAACCAAUCAUGUAAAAUCCUCGUGAAGCUUAAACUAAAGAAAAAGCCUUACAUUUAAUAUUCUAAGGGUAAACUGAAAAUUUACUAAGAGCAUUCUUUAAAUGGAGAAAUUGGGCUUAAUAGGAUAGAAUGAAAAAUAAUUUUUUGAAUGAAAUUUAAUCUGAACAACGAAAGGAAUUAAUAGAUAGGUUAUAAGGAUUCUGUAAUGGAAAUAAAUUAAACUUAUUUAGACUUAUUUUAGCUAAAUUCUCGUUAGCUCAUAAGAAAGAGAAAUUGAUUCUUUAAAUUAAUGCAAGAAUUUUAAGAACUUAAAUAGGAGCAGUUUGGGAUACAUUUAACAAAUGGAAGAAUCUUCCUGAGGCUAAUGCUGAAGAAUUAAUUAAAGCAAGCAAAUUUGAAGCAUAAUUAAAUAAAUUUGCUCUUCAUAUAUGGAGGAAGAGAACCUGGAACCCUCUUUAAGAAGUUUAUGAUGAUGCACAAGCUUUAAAGAAGAGAGCCAUAAUUUUAAUGAUCAAGACACAGGAAUCAGAAUAAUAAAGAGCAUUGGACUAAUGGAACAAGAAUGUUGGUUUAAUUAAGGAAGUAGAAAGAUGCAAAUGCGUCAUAGGAUUGUUUGGAUUUAUAGGUUUACAUAUCAAGAAUAACAUUGCACCUUUGAAACCAGAUGAAGAAUCAUAAAAGAAAGAAAAAGCAUUGCUUAGACUUAUUGGUAAUUUUGAUAGCAACUUAAGAUAUUUCUUUAUGAAAUGGUAUAAUGAUGGAAAAUUGUUGAAAUUAUAGGGAGCUAUGAAUGAAGAGAAGAAGAAAUUGUUAUUAGAAGCUAUCAAUAAUUUCUCAAAGAAUAAUGACUUUGCAAAAUUGAGGGCAAUACUUGCUAAAUUCAAAAGAAAUUCAAGCGUCACUGCCGUUCAAGAUAGAUUCUUUGCUAAAUUGUUUGCAACAUAAUUUGGAGGUGCUAUUGUGGCUUUCUAAAAAUGGAAGAAUUUACCUGAACCAGUCAACACUGAAUAAUUAAAGAAUGCAAGAAAAUUUGAGAGAAAAUUAGAUAUUCUUUUCCACACUCACUUAAAGGUGUCAUUUGACCCAUUAAAAGAAGAUUAUAUGGAUGCUUAAAAUAUAAAGAGAAUGUGUUUAAGAAAGAUUUUUGAGAAGGGUAUGAGUGCUCAUAAAAGAUUAUUCUUACUUUGGGCAUAAUAAAAUAGAUAAGCUAAAUAAAUUGAAUUGUGCAAACUAACUACAAGUUUAUUUGUUGGUUUAGCUUAAAUUGUAACUGCAAAUGUUUAACCAAUCAUGUAAAAUCCUCGAGAAGCAUAAGCUAAAGAAAAAGCUCUUCAUUUGAUAUUCCAAGGUUAAGCUGAAAACUUAAGCAGAGCUUUCUUCUUGUGGAGAAAUAAAACUUAAUAGGAUAGAAUGCAUUAGAACUUUGAAGAUGCUUUAACAGUUGAGAAGAAAAAACAAUUGACAGAAUAAUUAGUAUAAUUUGAACAUGGCAAUAAAUUCGCUCUGUAUAGAGCAAUUCUUGCAAAAUUUUCGUUAGCUCAUAAGAAAGACAAACUGAUUCUUUAAAUUAACUCAAGAAUGUUAAAAACUCAAUUAGGAGCAGUUUGGGAUACAUUUAACAAAUGGAAGAAUCUUCCUGAGGCUAAUGCUGAAGAAUUAAUUAAAGCAAGCAAAUUUGAAGCAUAAUUAAAUAAAUUUGCUCUUCAUAUAUGGAGGAAGAGAACCUGGAACCCUCUUUAAGAAGUUUAUGAUGAUGCACAAGCUUUAAAGAAGAGAGCCAUAAUUUUAAUGAUCAAGACACAGGAAUCAGAAUAAUAAAGAGCAUUGGACUAAUGGAACAAGAAUGUUGGUUUAAUUAAGGAAGUAGAAAGAUGCAAAUGCGUCAUAGGAUUGUUUGGAUUUAUAGGUUUACAUAUCAAGAAUAACAUUGCACCUUUGAAACCAGAUGAAGAAUCAUAAAAGAAAGAAAAAGCAUUGCUUAGACUUAUUGGUAAUUUUGAUAGCAACUUAAGAUAUUUCUUUAUGAAAUGGUAUAAUGAUGGAAAAUUGUUGAAAUUAUAGGGAGCUAUGAAUGAAGAGAAGAAGAAAUUGUUAUUAGAAGCUAUCAAUAAUUUCUCAAAGAAUAAUGACUUUGCAAAAUUGAGGGCAAUACUUGCUAAAUUCAAAAGAAAUUCAAGCGUCACUGCCGUUCAAGAUAGAUUCUUUGCUAAAUUGUUUGCAACAUAAUUUGGAGGUGCUAUUGUGGCUUUCUAAAAAUGGAAGAAUUUACCUGAACCAGUCAACACUGAAUAAUUAAAGAAUGCAAGAAAAUUUGAGAGAAAAUUAGAUAUUCUUUUCCACACUCACUUAAAGGUGUCAUUUGACCCAUUAAAAGAAGAUUAUAUGGAUGCUUAAAAUAUAAAGAGAAUGUGUUUAAGAAAGAUUUUUGAGAAGGGUAUGAGUGCUCAUAAAAGAUUAUUCUUACUUUGGGCAUAAUAAAAUAGAUAAGCUAAAUAAAUUGAAUUGUGCAAACUAACUACAAGUUUAUUUGUUGGUUUAGCUUAAAUUGUAACUGCAAAUGUUUAACCAAUCAUGUAAAAUCCUCGAGAAGCAUAAGCUAAAGAAAAAGCUCUUCAUUUGAUAUUCCAAGGUUAAGCUGAAAACUUAAGCAGAGCUUUCUUCUUGUGGAGAAAUAAAACUUAAUAGGAUAGAAUGCAUUAGAACUUUGAAGAUGCUUUAACAGUUGAGAAGAAAAAACAAUUGACAGAAUAAUUAGUAUAAUUUGAACAUGGCAAUAAAUUCGCUCUGUAUAGAGCAAUUCUUGCAAAAUUUUCGUUAGCUCAUAAGAAAGACAAACUGAUUCUUUAAAUUAACUCAAGAAUGUUAAAAACUCAAUUAGGAGCAGUUUGGGAUACAUUUAACAAAUGGAAGAAUCUUCCUGAGGCUAAUGCUGAAGAAUUAAUUAAAGCAAGCAAAUUUGAAGCAUAAUUAAAUAAAUUUGCUCUUCAUAUAUGGAGGAAGAGAACCUGGAACCCUCUUUAAGAAGUUUAUGAUGAUGCACAAGCUUUAAAGAAGAGAGCCAUAAUUUUAAUGAUCAAGACACAGGAAUCAGAAUAAUAAAGAGCAUUGGACUAAUGGAACAAGAAUGUUGGUUUAAUUAAGGAAGUAGAAAGAUGCAAAUGCGUCAUAGGAUUGUUUGGAUUUAUAGGUUUACAUAUCAAGAAUAACAUUGCACCUUUGAAACCAGAUGAAGAAUCAUAAAAGAAAGAAAAAGCAUUGCUUAGACUUAUUGGUAAUUUUGAUAGCAACUUAAGAUAUUUCUUUAUGAAAUGGUAUAAUGAUGGAAAAUUGUUGAAAUUAUAGGGAGCUAUGAAUGAAGAGAAGAAGAAAUUGUUAUUAGAAGCUAUCAAUAAUUUCUCAAAGAAUAAUGACUUUGCAAAAUUGAGGGCAAUACUUGCUAAAUUCAAAAGAAAUUCAAGCGUCACUGCCGUUCAAGAUAGAUUCUUUGCUAAAUUGUUUGCAACAUAAUUUGGAGGUGCUAUUGUGGCUUUCUAAAAAUGGAAGAAUUUACCUGAACCAGUCAACACUGAAUAAUUAAAGAAUGCAAGAAAAUUUGAGAGAAAAUUAGAUAUUCUUUUCCACACUCACUUAAAGGUGUCAUUUGACCCAUUAAAAGAAGAUUAUAUGGAUGCUUAAAAUAUAAAGAGAAUGUGUUUAAGAAAGAUUUUUGAGAAGGGUAUGAGUGCUCAUAAAAGAUUAUUCUUACUUUGGGCAUAAUAAAAUAGAUAAGCUAAAUAAAUUGAAUUGUGCAAACUAACUACAAGUUUAUUUGUUGGUUUAGCUUAAAUUGUAACUGCAAAUGUUUAACCAAUCAUGUAAAAUCCUCGAGAAGCAUAAGCUAAAGAAAAAGCUCUUCAUUUGAUAUUCCAAGGUUAAGCUGAAAACUUAAGCAGAGCUUUCUUCUUGUGGAGAAAUAAAACUUAAUAGGAUAGAAUGCAUUAGAACUUUGAAGAUGCUUUAACAGUUGAGAAGAAAAAACAAUUGACAGAAUAAUUAGUAUAAUUUGAACAUGGCAAUAAAUUCGCUCUGUAUAGAGCAAUUCUUGCAAAAUUUUCGUUAGCUCAUAAGAAAGACAAACUGAUUCUUUAAAUUAACUCAAGAAUGUUAAAAACUCAAUUAGGAGCAGUUUGGGAUACAUUUAACAAAUGGAAGAAUCUUCCUGAGGCUAAUGCUGAAGAAUUAAUUAAAGCAAGCAAAUUUGAAGCAUAAUUAAAUAAAUUUGCUCUUCAUAUAUGGAGGAAGAGAACCUGGAACCCUCUUUAAGAAGUUUAUGAUGAUGCACAAGCUUUAAAGAAGAGAGCCAUAAUUUUAAUGAUCAAGACACAGGAAUCAGAAUAAUAAAGAGCAUUGGACUAAUGGAACAAGAAUGUUGGUUUAAUUAAGGAAGUAGAAAGAUGCAAAUGCGUCAUAGGAUUGUUUGGAUUUAUAGGUUUACAUAUCAAGAAUAACAUUGCACCUUUGAAACCAGAUGAAGAAUCAUAAAAGAAAGAAAAAGCAUUGCUUAGACUUAUUGGUAAUUUUGAUAGCAACUUAAGAUAUUUCUUUAUGAAAUGGUAUAAUGAUGGAAAAUUGUUGAAAUUAUAGGGAGCUAUGAAUGAAGAGAAGAAGAAAUUGUUAUUAGAAGCUAUCAAUAAUUUCUCAAAGAAUAAUGACUUUGCAAAAUUGAGGGCAAUACUUGCUAAAUUCAAAAGAAAUUCAAGCGUCACUGCCGUUCAAGAUAGAUUCUUUGCUAAAUUGUUUGCAACAUAAUUUGGAGGUGCUAUUGUGGCUUUCUAAAAAUGGAAGAAUUUACCUGAACCAGUCAACACUGAAUAAUUAAAGAAUGCAAGAAAAUUUGAGAGAAAAUUAGAUAUUCUUUUCCACACUCACUUAAAGGUGUCAUUUGACCCAUUAAAAGAAGAUUAUAUGGAUGCUUAAAAUAUAAAGAGAAUGUGUUUAAGAAAGAUUUUUGAGAAGGGUAUGAGUGCUCAUAAAAGAUUAUUCUUACUUUGGGCAUAAUAAAAUAGAUAAGCUAAAUAAAUUGAAUUGUGCAAACUAACUACAAGUUUAUUUGUUGGUUUAGCUUAAAUUGUAACUGCAAAUGUUUAACCAAUCAUGUAAAAUCCUCGAGAAGCAUAAGCUAAAGAAAAAGCUCUUCAUUUGAUAUUCCAAGGUUAAGCUGAAAACUUAAGCAGAGCUUUCUUCUUGUGGAGAAAUAAAACUUAAUAGGAUAGAAUGCAUUAGAACUUUGAAGAUGCUUUAACAGUUGAGAAGAAAAAACAAUUGACAGAAUAAUUAGUAUAAUUUGAACAUGGCAAUAAAUUCGCUCUGUAUAGAGCAAUUCUUGCAAAAUUUUCGUUAGCUCAUAAGAAAGACAAACUGAUUCUUUAAAUUAACUCAAGAAUGUUAAAAACUCAAUUAGGAGCAGUUUGGGAUACAUUUAACAAAUGGAAGAAUCUUCCUGAGGCUAAUGCUGAAGAAUUAAUUAAAGCAAGCAAAUUUGAAGCAUAAUUAAAUAAAUUUGCUCUUCAUAUAUGGAGGAAGAGAACCUGGAACCCUCUUUAAGAAGUUUAUGAUGAUGCACAAGCUUUAAAGAAGAGAGCCAUAAUUUUAAUGAUCAAGACACAGGAAUCAGAAUAAUAAAGAGCAUUGGACUAAUGGAACAAGAAUGUUGGUUUAAUUAAGGAAGUAGAAAGAUGCAAAUGCGUCAUAGGAUUGUUUGGAUUUAUAGGUUUACAUAUCAAGAAUAACAUUGCACCUUUGAAACCAGAUGAAGAAUCAUAAAAGAAAGAAAAAGCAUUGCUUAGACUUAUUGGUAAUUUUGAUAGCAACUUAAGAUAUUUCUUUAUGAAAUGGUAUAAUGAUGGAAAAUUGUUGAAAUUAUAGGGAGCUAUGAAUGAAGAGAAGAAGAAAUUGUUAUUAGAAGCUAUCAAUAAUUUCUCAAAGAAUAAUGACUUUGCAAAAUUGAGGGCAAUACUUGCUAAAUUCAAAAGAAAUUCAAGCGUCACUGCCGUUCAAGAUAGAUUCUUUGCUAAAUUGUUUGCAACAUAAUUUGGAGGUGCUAUUGUGGCUUUCUAAAAAUGGAAGAAUUUACCUGAACCAGUCAACACUGAAUAAUUAAAGAAUGCAAGAAAAUUUGAGAGAAAAUUAGAUAUUCUUUUCCACACUCACUUAAAGGUGUCAUUUGACCCAUUAAAAGAAGAUUAUAUGGAUGCUUAAAAUAUAAAGAGAAUGUGUUUAAGAAAGAUUUUUGAGAAGGGUAUGAGUGCUCAUAAAAGAUUAUUCUUACUUUGGGCAUAAUAAAAUAGAUAAGCUAAAUAAAUUGAAUUGUGCAAACUAACUACAAGUUUAUUUGUUGGUUUAGCUUAAAUUGUAACUGCAAAUGUUUAACCAAUCAUGUAAAAUCCUCGAGAAGCAUAAGCUAAAGAAAAAGCUCUUCAUUUGAUAUUCCAAGGUUAAGCUGAAAACUUAAGCAGAGCUUUCUUCUUGUGGAGAAAUAAAACUUAAUAGGAUAGAAUGCAUUAGAACUUUGAAGAUGCUUUAACAGUUGAGAAGAAAAAACAAUUGACAGAAUAAUUAGUAUAAUUUGAACAUGGCAAUAAAUUCGCUCUGUAUAGAGCAAUUCUUGCAAAAUUUUCGUUAGCUCAUAAGAAAGACAAACUGAUUCUUUAAAUUAACUCAAGAAUGUUAAAAACUCAAUUAGGAGCAGUUUGGGAUACAUUUAACAAAUGGAAGAAUCUUCCUGAGGCUAAUGCUGAAGAAUUAAUUAAAGCAAGCAAAUUUGAAGCAUAAUUAAAUAAAUUUGCUCUUCAUAUAUGGAGGAAGAGAACCUGGAACCCUCUUUAAGAAGUUUAUGAUGAUGCACAAGCUUUAAAGAAGAGAGCCAUAAUUUUAAUGAUCAAGACACAGGAAUCAGAAUAAUAAAGAGCAUUGGACUAAUGGAACAAGAAUGUUGGUUUAAUUAAGGAAGUAGAAAGAUGCAAAUGCGUCAUAGGAUUGUUUGGAUUUAUAGGUUUACAUAUCAAGAAUAACAUUGCACCUUUGAAACCAGAUGAAGAAUCAUAAAAGAAAGAAAAAGCAUUGCUUAGACUUAUUGGUAAUUUUGAUAGCAACUUAAGAUAUUUCUUUAUGAAAUGGUAUAAUGAUGGAAAAUUGUUGAAAUUAUAGGGAGCUAUGAAUGAAGAGAAGAAGAAAUUGUUAUUAGAAGCUAUCAAUAAUUUCUCAAAGAAUAAUGACUUUGCAAAAUUGAGGGCAAUACUUGCUAAAUUCAAAAGAAAUUCAAGCGUCACUGCCGUUCAAGAUAGAUUCUUUGCUAAAUUGUUUGCAACAUAAUUUGGAGGUGCUAUUGUGGCUUUCUAAAAAUGGAAGAAUUUACCUGAACCAGUCAACACUGAAUAAUUAAAGAAUGCAAGAAAAUUUGAGAGAAAAUUAGAUAUUCUUUUCCACACUCACUUAAAGGUGUCAUUUGACCCAUUAAAAGAAGAUUAUAUGGAUGCUUAAAAUAUAAAGAGAAUGUGUUUAAGAAAGAUUUUUGAGAAGGGUAUGAGUGCUCAUAAAAGAUUAUUCUUACUUUGGGCAUAAUAAAAUAGAUAAGCUAAAUAAAUUGAAUUGUGCAAACUAACUACAAGUUUAUUUGUUGGUUUAGCUUAAAUUGUAACUGCAAAUGUUUAACCAAUCAUGUAAAAUCCUCGAGAAGCAUAAGCUAAAGAAAAAGCUCUUCAUUUGAUAUUCCAAGGUUAAGCUGAAAACUUAAGCAGAGCUUUCUUCUUGUGGAGAAAUAAAACUUAAUAGGAUAGAAUGCAUUAGAACUUUGAAGAUGCUUUAACAGUUGAGAAGAAAAAACAAUUGACAGAAUAAUUAGUAUAAUUUGAACAUGGCAAUAAAUUCGCUCUGUAUAGAGCAAUUCUUGCAAAAUUUUCGUUAGCUCAUAAGAAAGACAAACUGAUUCUUUAAAUUAACUCAAGAAUGUUAAAAACUCAAUUAGGAGCAGUUUGGGAUACAUUUAACAAAUGGAAGAAUCUUCCUGAGGCUAAUGCUGAAGAAUUAAUUAAAGCAAGCAAAUUUGAAGCAUAAUUAAAUAAAUUUGCUCUUCAUAUAUGGAGGAAGAGAACCUGGAACCCUCUUUAAGAAGUUUAUGAUGAUGCACAAGCUUUAAAGAAGAGAGCCAUAAUUUUAAUGAUCAAGACACAGGAAUCAGAAUAAUAAAGAGCAUUGGACUAAUGGAACAAGAAUGUUGGUUUAAUUAAGGAAGUAGAAAGAUGCAAAUGCGUCAUAGGAUUGUUUGGAUUUAUAGGUUUACAUAUCAAGAAUAACAUUGCACCUUUGAAACCAGAUGAAGAAUCAUAAAAGAAAGAAAAAGCAUUGCUUAGACUUAUUGGUAAUUUUGAUAGCAACUUAAGAUAUUUCUUUAUGAAAUGGUAUAAUGAUGGAAAAUUGUUGAAAUUAUAGGGAGCUAUGAAUGAAGAGAAGAAGAAAUUGUUAUUAGAAGCUAUCAAUAAUUUCUCAAAGAAUAAUGACUUUGCAAAAUUGAGGGCAAUACUUGCUAAAUUCAAAAGAAAUUCAAGCGUCACUGCCGUUCAAGAUAGAUUCUUUGCUAAAUUGUUUGCAACAUAAUUUGGAGGUGCUAUUGUGGCUUUCUAAAAAUGGAAGAAUUUACCUGAACCAGUCAACACUGAAUAAUUAAAGAAUGCAAGAAAAUUUGAGAGAACAUUAGAUUUACUGUUCAGAGGCAGACUUAAGGCAUCCUUAGAACCAUUAAAAGAUGUAUAUCAAGAUGGCAAUAGCAAAAAGUUAUAUUGCCUCAGGAAAUUAUUUACUCUUGCUAUGGGCUAAAAUAAAAGAUUAUUUUUAUAUUGGCGAGACAUUAAUAAAUUACAUAAAUCAAUAGAAACAUGUAAAUAUACAACAAAUCUAUUUUAAACUCUUGCUCUUACGUUAGCAGGACAUGUCUAAACAAUAUUUAAGCCUAAUAAAAAAUAAGAAAGUGUUUUGAAUAAAAUGUUAAUGAAUUACAACAAUUCUUUAAGAUGGGCUUUUGUCCAUUGGAAUAAUUAAGCCAAGUAAUCUAAAAUUUAAUCUUAACUUGAUGAUGAAAAGAAAAAGUUGUUAUUAUUUGCUCUCCAUAGAAAUUUAAGAACAAAUGAUCAAGGCAAAUUAAGAGAUAUUUUAAGAAAGUUUGAAUAGGCAAGAUAAAAAUAAGCUUUAAUAAAAAAAAUAUAAAUUUAAUUAUUGCAUACUUUAGUAGGGUAAAUUGAGGUUUCCUUCUAAAAAUGGAAAGCUUUACCUGAAAAUAAAGAAUUAGAUCUAAUGAAAGCGAGUGUCUUUGAAAAAUCUCUUAAUCGAUUCAAAAUUCACAUGGUGAGAAAAACAACUUUCAAUCAAUUAUAAAAUAUUUAUCUUGAUGGAUAGGCAAAAUAAAAGUACGCUGUAAAUAAAAUGUUAUAUAAUUGUAUGAGCGCUUAAAAGAAAGCAUUUUUAAAAUGGUACAAAAUUGUUGAAUUUAGCAGAGCGGCUGAAGCUUUUAAUAUAUCAGAUAAGAAGAAACUUGCAAUUCAAUUAUUCUACUAACAUAAAAUGAACUAGCUAAAUGUUGCUUUUGUGGAAUGGAAACGCUUAUCAUCAAAUUUGACAAAUAAAAAGGAGUCUGCUUAAGAAAGAGAAAUUAGAUUGAAGAGAGAGGCAAUUUUAUUAUUCUAAAAUUUUGCCUAAAUAAAAUUAAGAAUAUAUUUCUAAAGAUGGAAUAUUAGAGCUGUUAAGAAGAAUAUGAUCUCAGUAUUUAAUGCAAUUUAAAAAUUACUUCUAUUCAGUAUGAAGCAGGAUAGAGAAUUAAUGAAAGAAGCAUUGAAUAUUUGGAGAGGACCUAAACUAUAAAAUUAAUGGUUCUAGAGAGUAGCUGAAAUGAUUGCAAAGAAUACAAGAAUCACUCCUUAAAUCGCUUUUUGGAGAAUGAGAGACAAUGCAACUACUUAAAGAGCAGUCAGCUUGAAUACUUUAUAAAUAGUUAAAUGCAAAAAGUUGAUAAAUAAUUUAUUAAAGGCAUAUGACAGAGUUAGAUAAAGAGCAUUUACUAAUAUUGAACAUUUUGGAAGAGGAAUUACUGAUGCAAGUUCAUUCUAACCAUCACAUUCAAGUUUCUUAUAAUAAACCCCUGUAAGAGAUUCAUUAGCGAAAUCUUAAGUGGAAUCAAUUUUAUUAAAGAAUAGUCAAUAAGUAGCACUCAAUACAUUGUAAAGAGUGUUCCGUAGACAUUUGAAAUUAAGAUUCACUGAGUUAGUACUAAUAACUUCAUAAUGUUAAAAAUUAGGUGAAUAAAUGUUGAAGAGUUCAAUUUAAUCAACCCAGUAUAAAUUCAUUCAUAGAAAAAUGGCAACUGAGAAAUUGAUUGGCAUAAUAGAGAGAAAUGUCUAAUUAAAAGAAUUAGUAUUUUUCAAUUCAAUAGCUAAUGUAUAAUAUUUAAUUUAAAUAUUAGUAAUCUGAUCCUGAUUUGCUGAAAAGAAUGAAUGAAUUAAUUGAAGAAAAUAGUAGAUUAAGAGACUAAGCAACUAAUGAUGAGACGAUUAAUUCUAAAGAUUAAUAAAUCUCAGAAUAGUAAAGAUUAAUUUAAGAUUUAAAUACAAGACUUGAUAGAAUGAGAGGUUAAAGGUAUAUAAUAAUAAUAUCAUAAUAGGAUAAUAAAAUCUUUAGAAGAUUAUGAGGAUCAUUUAGUUGAAGAUGGGUUUUUAGCAAUUAAAGAGAAUAAAAGAAAUUGA